Molecule: messenger RNA, 941 nt
Organism: Magallana angulata
Lineage: Eukaryota; Metazoa; Mollusca; Bivalvia; Ostreida; Ostreidae
Exons: 6
Coding region: 57-941 (294 amino acids)
Source: RefSeq, a predicted model, not a curated record
GUAUAUGCAUCAUAUUAGUUGAAUAAUUAUUGUGUAGUUCUGGUAUAAGGAAUUAAAUGACGCUUGUUUACAAGAUGUGUGUCGCCAAAAAAUCUAUUUUCAUAACUGUUUUAGUCCUAAGUGAUUUGCUGCCGACAUCAACCAAAAUCGUGUCAUCUGGACCUACUUGUACCCAUCCAUGGAAAAAAGAUUUUGGUUUUAAAAGAAAUGAAUCUGUUAAAGCAUCAUUAAAGAAACUACCAAACAUUCUAAAUGAAUUUCUAGAUAUAGAAAAUCAAGAAGAUACUUUAAAAACAGGCUUAGAAGAUCCUAUCAACAUUUGCAUCAGCAGUGUGGACUGUAGAUUAUACACAGUGUUGGAUAAAAAUAAUACCAAUUCAUUAACCUUUUGUAUUGUUACAAAGAAAGUGAAAAAAUGCUCUGCGAUUACUUGCACGUGUCCUGACACACGUAAUCGACGAUCUAUCGACACAUUCCAUGGACAGGACAGAACAAAUUCUGAUUCAAUAUUUAAGAUCACGAAUCUCAUAUGCAAAUUCAAGUUCAUUUACGAUGAAAGAAUCUGCGAUACAGCACAAACAGAUGUCACAUUCACAGAAAAUAACAGUUUUGAUAAUCCGGUGAAAUACACCACUGCCAUGGAUAAGCUUUUAAAGGAAGAUAACAUCAAACUGAAAGAAGGAAAUACUACUUGGUUAUAUUUUCUGAUUUUUGCAAUCGGAGUCGGAGUAGGGACUGUAGUUGGAAGCCUGACAACAUUUAUUUGGUUUCAAAGGAAAUAUUUGCUGCCUAAAACCUCAUCAGAGGUAAAUGGAACAUACAACAAGGAAAACAUUACAACGGUUAUACAUGAUGUCACAGAAUACUCAGAAAUUCCAGAGGACAGUAAAACAAUCUAUUAUGAGGUAGACAUCUUAAUCAAUAUUUAUGCUUAUUGUUAG